CUACAUUUUAUAUUCUACAGUUUAGUCUAAUUGCAUAAGAUGUAUUUUUACGUCUAUAUUUAAAAAUAACUUAUUUAUGCCCCAGUUCAGAUUUUAUAAAGUUACGAUAAAAAAUAAUUUAUGAUAAGGACAAGGCCCUAUUUGUAACACUUUUAAAAAUAAUCAGAUUGUCUACCAUAGUUAUGCUUUACAAUCGACCUCAAUGAACCGCUAAAUAAAGUUUAGAUAAAAAAAAGCUUGACAGCAGAUAAAAAUGAGUUGGCAAACAAACGAUGAAACAAACAAUCGACAAAAUCUAGAAACAAGCGGAAUCUUAGUAGUUACUUGCUUGAAACGCAAUCAGAAUGAAGUGUUCGCUUACGUUCGUUGUAUUAUUGGGCCAAUGGCUGGUAUUAAGUCACGCAGAUCGUAUUUUAGUGUUGGCUCCGGCUUGUUCCAAAAGUCACAAAAUUUCUUUCAUGCCAAUCGUAGAGGCGCUAGCCGAGAAGGGUCAUCAGGUAACGGUUGUCACGCCAUUUUCCCCUGACAAUCAAAUUGAAAAUGUUAAAGAGAUAGUUGUCAGAAACAACAUUUUUACAGAAAUGAACAUUAAUUGGUUCCAAAUGAGUCGAGAGGGCUUUUUUGAAUUCUUCACGAGGACAAUACAAAUGUUCCGAUUGACGAUGACAAAUGGCUACCAACAAUUCGUGAGUAAUAAAGAAAUCAAAGAAAUUAUUGAGUCUCGCGCUGUCGAUCUUGUCAUUGUCGAUGCCAUUCUGAAUGAUUUUGUUUUGCCGAUCGUCGAUCAUCUGAAUGUGCCUUACAUUUUCUACUCCUCGGCUGCGAGUGUACCGUGGGUGAUGGACGCGGUCAACGUACCCCUUCAAUACGCUUCCGUUCCGGGUGGUUUGGGCGAUAGCGGAAUCGAAAUGACGUUCAUGGAGCGUUUGGAAAACAUGUUGUUAACAGAGAUUUUCCUAUUGGUUCGUAAAAUAUUUUGGCUCCACGCUUUGGAUGACAUAGCCAUCAAGGAUUUCCCCAACACCCGAACCAUAGCUGAAAUCGAGCGCGAUGCUCAGCUCUGCUUCCUCAAUAGUCACCCAGCAACGGCGUGGAGUAGACCACUACCUCAACAUGUCAUCCCAAUUCCAGCGCUGCAUACAAGACCGGCAAAGCCACUUCCGCAAGAACUACAAACUUUAGCAGAUAAGGCGAACGAGGGAUUCAUCGUCUUCACAUUGGGAUCGGCUAUUCCAGUGUCAACGAUGCCAGAUAAUUUGGUGACAAUCUUUGCCAACGUUUUCGCUCGCAUCCCGCAGCAAGUCUUUUGGAAAUGGGAAAAAUCGGAUAGUUUGAUGGAGAGACUAUCACAUAACGUUAAGAUUCUCAAUUGGCUACCACAGCAGGAUCUUUUAGGUCACAAAAAUGCACGACUAUACAUUUCGCAUGGAGGUCUCAUUGGAAUCCAAGAAACAGUUUAUCAUGGAGUUCCUAUUCUCGGAAUCCCGUUUGGAAACGAUCAACGCGGAAAUUUGGCCAAGGCUCGUGACGAAGGAUACGGUAUCAAGCUAAGCUGGGAGGAAUUGACCGAGGAACUAUUAUACGAUACAAUUCAGUCGCUUUUAAAUAACCCAAGCUACCAGGGAAAUGCAACGCGCCUUUCCAAGCUGAUUCAGCAUCAAUUGUUGCCCGGUAGAGAAAUAGGAGUUUACUGGGUGGAGCACAUCUUACGCCACGGCGGGAAACAUUUGCAUUCUGCAUCGAGAAAUUUGCCUUUCUACAAAAAUCAUUUGCUUGACGUCUGGCUAUUUCUGAUAGUGAUAUCAGCAACAAUGUUGUUCGUGACUUUCAAAGGCAUAACCUGGUUGGUAAAAAAACUAAGGUUAAGUAAAGUGAAAACUCAGUGAUUAUUUUGGAUGUGUAAAGCAUAGAAGUUUACCUUAGCAACAGAAUCAAGCAGCCAAUAUAGUAGUUUGUAAUCAUUGGCAGGAUCUGGAUAAAAAUACAAACAUGCAAAAUUAA
Molecule: messenger RNA, 2001 nt
Organism: Daphnia pulex (common water flea)
Lineage: Eukaryota; Metazoa; Arthropoda; Branchiopoda; Diplostraca; Daphniidae
Product: UDP-glycosyltransferase UGT5-like
Exons: 5
Coding region: 345-1886 (513 amino acids)
Molecular function (GO): UDP-glycosyltransferase activity
Source: RefSeq, a predicted model, not a curated record